CACCACAACACAGACUGUACAGAGUAACUAUUAUAGUCAGGUCUGGUUUUUAUAAGUUUGAUGAAGUGGGAAUAUAUAGCGUAAAUUACUUUGUGUCACUUUAAUUACUUUUUUAUUAAUUGUUUGACUUCUCACAUCACAGUACUUUGCCGCUCCACAGCGUUUCCUGUCGGUUUGAGCUGUCACUGAUGUCCGACAAAAAAGAAAUAGAUUCUUCAAACACUCAAGGGGAAGAACCUUUGAAAGUGAACUAUAUUUUUCCAAAUGGGGACAGAUAUGAGGGGGAGUGCAGCAGAUCUGAAUCAGGGGUGAUAACAAGGAGAGGUUCUGGUAAACACACCUCAGUAAAUGGUGUUAUAUACACUGGAGGGUGGCAUGAGGACAAAAUGAAUGGCAGAGGGACCCUGCAGCAUCCCUCCGGAGCAAAGUAUGAAGGAGAGUUCAAAGACAACAUGUACCACGGCACAGGAACAUAUACCUUCCUGGAUGGCUCCAUUUACACAGGUCACUUUAACAAGAACAGGUUGGAGGGAGAAGGUGCGUUCACUAACACGCAGGGACUGGUGUGGAUGGGAGAGUUUCACGGCAAAGCAGCACUGGGUCUGAAAAUGCAGCACAGCAUAUAA
Scomber scombrus (Atlantic mackerel) is the source of this 626-nucleotide messenger RNA. RefSeq names its product MORN repeat containing 2 (gene morn2). Lineage: Eukaryota; Metazoa; Chordata; Actinopteri; Scombriformes; Scombridae. The record is from RefSeq and is a predicted model, not a curated record. Bases 189 to 626 code for a protein of 145 amino acids. The transcript is spliced from 6 exons.